CCUCCGUCUCACACUUUGCGCUCUGAGGCCCCCUGGAUGCGUCACCAUCCGCUGACGCCGGAGGACAAGCGCGCGGAGACCCGGAGCAGCGCACUUGGCCAUCGCCGUGCAAACAGAAGGGAACGGUUUACUCCGGACCGAGGGGUAAGGGAGCGACGUUCCGGCCGGCAGCGCGCAGACAUUCGACACCCCCACGGCGAUCACAACAGCAGGAAUACUGCAGCAUCUGUUUACCUGUCAGCCUACUCUGUGUGUGAUUCGCAUGUGUCACCGUAUGAGUGGCUGACAGGCUUCAAUCGCGCCAAACACAGCCCCCCCCCCCCGGUCUGGCAGAGAGCGUGCGGACGUGUCCGCGUACCUGUCCGCGUCUCCGUGAGCAUGAGAAGCGCACGCAUGCGGUGCUGCGUGCGCGUGACCCUCCUCCUCCUCCUCCUCCCCCCCUGUGCUAUUUCUCAGCUGUCUGUGGAAACUGACAACUACACGGAAUGCACAGAUGGAUACCAGUGGGACGCACAGGCUCGACAUUGUCGAGACAUUAAUGAGUGUGAGACCUUUCCGGAAGCCUGCAAAGGCGAGAUGAAGUGCUUCAAUCACCAUGGUGGCUACCUGUGCCUCCCUCGCUCCGCCUCUGUCAUCACCGCCCCUGAGCAUCCCGGCCUGCUGGAGCUUAACCAGGCGGAGCUCGGCCAAUCAGAGCGUGGGCAUUCUGAGCUCGGCCAAUCCCAGUCCAGUCGACCGGAGGCAAACCAAUCACAAGCAAGCCUUCCUAUGCACCCCAGUGAGGCCUUCAAUCCCUGCCCUGUGGGGUACAUGGCUCAAGGGGAAAGCUGUGUUGAUGUGGACGAGUGUGAGACUGGCCUCCACACCUGCCUGCCCAGCCAGGAGUGCGUCAACACCCAUGGCACCUACAACUGUCACUGUCCCGACGGCUACAGCAAGAUCGGCGUCGAAUGUGUCGACAUCGAUGAAUGCCGCUACAGAUACUGCCAGCAUGGAUGCAUCAACAUGCCUGGAUCCUUCGCCUGUCAGUGUGAGCCUGGCUUUCAGCUGGCAGGCAACAACCGGUCCUGUACAGAUGUAAAUGAGUGUGAGAUGGGCACCCCCUGCCAGCAAAGGUGCUACAACACGUACGGCUCUUUCCUGUGCCGCUGCGAGCAGGGUUAUGAGCUGGGGCCAGACGGUAUUUCCUGUAACGACAUCGAUGAGUGCAGUUACUCCACCUACCUCUGCCAGUACCGGUGCAUGAAUGAGCCCGGAAAGUUCUCCUGCGUGUGUCCCGAAGGCUACCAGCUACUGGGGACGCGUCUCUGCCAAGACGUGGACGAGUGUGAGACAGGCUCGCACGACUGUGCCGACGGGCAUACCUGCGUGAACGUCCACGGGGGCUACCACUGUGUGGACACCAACCGUUGCCAGGAGCCCUACGUGCAAGUCACUGACAACCGCUGUGUCUGCCCCGUCGUCAAGCCCGGUUGCCGGGAGCUGCCAUUCUCCAUCGUGCAUCGCUACAUGAGCGUGGUGUCUGAGCGCUCGGUCCCGUCGGACAUCUUCCAUGUCCAGGCCACCAGCGUCUACCCCGGGGCCUACAACACCUUCCGCAUCCGCUCUGGGGACGCUAAUGACAACUUCUACAUCCGGCAAAUCAACAACAUCAGCGCCAUGCUGGUUCUGGCUCGGUCAGUCACCGGACCCAAGGAGUACGUCCUGGAUUUGGAGAUGGUGUCCGUCAAUCCCCUGAUGAGCUACCAGAGCAGCUCCGUCCUGCGCUUGACCGUGUUCGUGGGGCCCCACGCCUUCUGAAGACGUGGGUGGGGGGGGGAUGUGAGAUAAUCGGGAGGAUUCCCGGCAAGUUGGGACAAAUGAUGGAGGAGGAAGAAGAACCGACUUCGCAUCAGAGUACAAGCUGUACUAAUAAUUAUUAUAAAGUAGGAACUGGAGAGAAAUGCAAGCUCAGACUUUUUUAGCGAGAUGUUCUGAUGUACAGAUAAAAGAUUGUAUUUCGGUUAAAAGGCAAAAGAAAGUGAAAUUCACAGAUCUGCUAACUGUGGGCUUCAAACCGAAUAAGCGCUGUGUGGUCAGCGUCCUCGUUUGGCCUUGUCAAAUCCAGAAACUCGCUCGUUGCGACGCACCGAAGACUCCGUCGGUGAGUCAAGCCAUUUGAGAGACGGAAAAACAUUAGGCAGGUGACCCAGGACUAGCAUCCAGUCCUGAUGAAGACCAAAACCAGCCCCCAACUCAACCCACUGCCGAUUCCCCUUAGAGAAUGGAACACAGUCUCUGACAGGACUAUGGUCGCUCCAUCCCCAUCCUAUUCCCUUUUUCUAGCCUCUUUUGUGGCUCUCUGUGGUUUACAUAAUGGGCCCCUCUCUCACCCAUCCAUGGACCUAAUAACCUUCUGGUAACUAGUGCCCCAUUUGCAGAGGCAUAGAGAGUUGGACAGCAAUGGCUGUUGAGAAACAGAGGCCCGCCAUUUUUUCACGCCCUCUCAUUAAUAACCCAGGAAAAAUACACCUUUGUACAAUUUAUAACACAAAGUAUGUCACUUUGGAGAUGUGACCGUUCAAAAAGACAUAAAGGGCUAAAUCCAAACUGAAUUAAAUGUAUAUAUUACACAGGGAUCCAUCAGCAAAGGGGUCCUCUGGAUCAGGCAGGAGAUGAAAUCAUCAACAGGGCGGCCAUGUUCAAAAUGGGCAUUAUGCUUUAUGCUGGCAAAAAGCCCCAUUCCCACCUUCUCAAAUUACUCCAAAUCGAAUUUGCAGUUUAAUUUUUUAGUUCUAUGUAUUGUUUGUAAUUGCGGUGUAUCUGUUAAAGAUUUUGUACUUUUGUUAGAAAUUAGUGAUGAAAUUAAA
Paramormyrops kingsleyae is the source of this 2849-nucleotide messenger RNA. Its product is annotated as EGF-containing fibulin-like extracellular matrix protein 2. Gene Ontology annotation, molecular function: calcium ion binding. The record is from RefSeq and is a predicted model, not a curated record. NCBI's taxonomy places the organism in Eukaryota, Metazoa, Chordata, Actinopteri, Osteoglossiformes, Mormyridae.